Messenger RNA from Cladocopium goreaui, 643 nucleotides. The record is from the annotation of a GenBank genome assembly. NCBI's taxonomy places the organism in Eukaryota, Dinophyceae, Suessiales, Symbiodiniaceae.
CAUGCAGCCACAAGCUUCCAGCAUGGCCUUGGCUGGCAAGGAGACCAACACCAAUUGGGAGGAGGAUCGUAGAGCUUGUCUGCAGUGUUUGGCCGCCUUUUACCGCGACCCCACACAGUUCGGGUUCUCAUCCAGCACAGAACUCAUCGUUCCGUAUGGCUUUAACUUGCAGACUGGAGAGAUCGAGCCUAAUGCCCUGAAAUGCUUCCGCGACCCCGCAAAGGCCAAGGAGAAGUCACAGGCACAGCAGUCGCAGUCGACGUUUGGGCCUAGACCAGGGCCUGGACCUGGAGUUGCCUCGGGAGUUGCAUCAGGGUAUCUUAGCCAAAGCUCUGUGCCUCCCAACCCCUUUGCACCACAAAGCGGGCAAAGCUCUGCGCUGCGCAGCUCUUCCUUUGGGAAGCCUCAGGCAGCCCAGGGAAACCCAUUUAAGGCCCGAAGCACUCCCUUUGGGCAGGUGAAUGGGCGAACUUCGCAGUCCUUUGCUCCCUUCGGACCUGCAUCACCUGCAAUAAGUUCUCCCUUCCAGCGCUAGCUCCGAUAGCGCAUCGUGCACCAACUUCACUGAGUGAAAUUGAAAUUAGGAUGGCCAGGCUGAAGCCAGAUCGCGCAUCCUCUUGAUUCAUGCACAUGCGGUGGAAAA